Molecule: messenger RNA, 3618 nt
Organism: Aspergillus terreus NIH2624
Lineage: Eukaryota; Fungi; Ascomycota; Eurotiomycetes; Eurotiales; Aspergillaceae
Product: DNA-directed RNA polymerase I core subunit RPA135
Exons: 3
Coding region: 1-3618 (1205 amino acids)
Biological process (GO): DNA-templated transcription
Cellular component (GO): nucleus; RNA polymerase I complex
Molecular function (GO): ribonucleoside binding; DNA-directed RNA polymerase activity; DNA binding
Source: RefSeq, a predicted model, not a curated record
AUGGCUCUCGCACGGACGGACACCAAUUGGUCCGUCGAUUACGACGUCCUCAGACGGGAGCGGCUAUUCAGACAUCCACCCAAGGACCGCACCGCAUAUCCGUCUCUCGCCGAUGCAAUCAAGCCGCACGUCGAUUCUUUCAAUGCGCUGUUCGACGGCAGCAAGGUCUUGGAUGCUGCCUUGAAGGAUAUCGGUACCAAGACCUUCAUCGAUGGCGAGCCAGAGACCCCCGAACAGAAGAAAGCCCGGCAGGCAGAGGGACGACGACCUCCCAAGCGCAACCGCUUGAACGUCCGGAUCCGCGAAGUUUUCCUCGACCGCCCCGCCAUUCCCCCGUCAAACAAGUUCACCACUCGCAACCGUAAUAUCUAUCCGUCCGAGUGCAGAGAGCGCCAUGCGACUUACCGUGGAAAGCUGCGCGCUCGGCUCGAGUACCAGGUCAACAACGGCGACUGGGUGGAAAGCGUUCGCGAGCUGGGACAGGUGCCUAUCAUGCUUCGGACCAACCGGUGCCAUCUCGAAAAGGCCACCCCCGAAGAGCUCGUCCAGCACAAGGAAGAAUCGGAGGAAUUGGGUGGUUAUUUCAUUGUCAACGGAAACGAAAAGCUCAUCCGAAUGCUGGUUGUGGGAAAGAGAAACUUUCCCAUGGCCAUCAUCCGUGGUUCCUUUGUCAAGCGUGGCCAUACCUACACGAAAUACGGUAUUCAGAUCCGAUCCGUGCGACCCGACCAGACCUCGCAGACGAACGUUCUUCAUUACCUCAGCGACGGAAAUGUUACCUUCCGGUUUUCUUGGAGAAAGAACGAGUAUCUCAUUCCGGUUAUGAUGAUCCUCAAGGCUCUGGUGGAGACCAACGACCGUGAAAUUUUCGAGGGUCUAGUUGGCAACGCUUCUUCCGAGGGAAUUAACAACACUUUCGUGACCGACCGCGUUGAACUUCUGCUGCGCACAUACAAAGGAUACAACGUGCACACCCGCUCCAGUUGCCGGGCGUACCUGGGAGAAAAGUUCAAGCCCGUUCUUGGUGUCCCGUCCGACAUGUCCAAUGAAGACGCCGGUACCGAGUUCCUGCGCAAGGUUGUGUUGCCUCACCUGGGCAACCAGAACGUGACGGAGACUCAGGAUUACGACAAGUUCAAGAUGAUCAUGUUUAUGAUCCGCAAGCUGUACGCUCUUGUCGCUGGCGACUGUGCCCCCGAUAACCCGGAUGCUGUGUCCAACCAAGAAAUCCUGCUCGGAGGAUUCCUCUAUGGAAUGAUCCUUAAAGAGCGAUUGGAGGAGUGGGUUCGGUCUUUCGGACCGAUUCUCAGAGACUGGAGCAACCGCAACAACGGUGCCAAGUUCACGGACCCGGCAUUCGAGAGGGAUUUCCUGAGCAAGAUUGUGAAGCGCAGCAAUGAGAACCUGGGUAGUGCGCUGGAAUACUUCCUGUCCACCGGAAACCUCGUCAGUCCCACAGGUCUGGAUCUGCAACAGGCAUCCGGUUACACCGUUAUGGCGGAGAAGAUCAACUUCUACCGGUUCAUCAGUCAUUUCCGAAUGAUCCACAGAGGUAGCUUCUUCGCGCAGCUGAAGACGACCACUGUGCGUAAGCUGCUACCCGAGAGUUGGGGUUUCCUUUGCCCCGUCCACACUCCUGAUGGAGCGCCCUGUGGUCUGCUGAACCAUCUUGCGCACAAAUGCUUGAUCUCGACUAGCGACAUCGAUGUGUCCCACCUCCCCAAACUGCUGGUCCAGCUUGGCGUGCGCUCCGAGUCCUCCGUUUCCCUCGACGAGAGUGUCCCUGUCCAGAUCGACGGCAGAAUUGUCGGCUAUUGCUCGCCGAAACAGGCUCGCGUUGUCGCGGACACACUGAGAUACUGGAAGGUGAUGGAGAUGCACAACGUGCCCAAGGAGCUCGAGAUUGGAUACGUUCCCAACUCCAACGGCGGUCAGUACCCCGGCAUCUACAUCUUCUCUCAGGCCGCUCGUAUGUUCCGGCCUGUGAAGUACCUGCUCCUCGACAAGCUCGACUACGUCGGCCCGUUCGAACAGCCCUUCCUGGAGAUCGCCUGCCUACCGGAAGAUCUUAUUCCGGGCGUCUCAACACACAUUGAGUUCACCCCUACCAACAUCCUUUCCAUUGUUGCCAACAUGACGCCUUUCUCCGACUAUAACCAGUCUCCGCGUAACAUGUACCAAUGCCAGAUGAGCAAACAAACGAUGGGAACGCCGGGCACGGCCAUCGACUACCGCACAGACAACAAGCUCUACCGACUGCAGACGGGUCAGACGCCGAUUGUGCGGCCACCUCUGUACAACGCCUACGGACUGGACAACUUCCCCAACGGCACCAAUGCCGUGGUGGCGAUUAUCUCCUACACGGGUUACGACAUGGACGACGCUAUGAUUAUUAACAAGUCCUCGCACGAGCGUGGAUUCGGACACGGUACGAUUUACAAGACGAAGAUUCACUCCCUGGACGACAAGGAUUCCCGGAGGGGCCGCUCUCGCCGUGAGAUCACAAAGCUCUUCGGUUUCGCCCCGGGCGGCGAGAUCAAGGCCGAAUGGCGUAACUCCCUGGACGAAGACGGUCUUCCGCACAUUGGCGCCCGCGUGCGCGAGGGCAGUCUCGUCGCCGCCUGGCACACCGUGCGCUACGACGCCGCCACUGACUCCUACGUCAACGUCGACGGCAUCACCCACUUCAUCAAGUACAAGGACGCCGAGGAGGGCUACAUCGACAGCAUCCGCGUCAUGGGCGCCGAAACCGGUGUCGAGCCCUGCCAGUCGAUCAGCGUCAAGUACCGUGUGCCCCGUAAGCCCGUCAUCGGUGACAAGUUCUCGUCGCGUCACGGUCAGAAGGGUAUGACGAUUGCGCAGAUGAUCGAAUCCAUGGCCGGCAAAGCCGGCGCGCUGCACGGGCACCCGCAAGACUCGACGCCCUUCCAGUUCUCGGAAGAAAACACCGCGACCGACUACUUCGGCGAGCAGCUCCGCAAAGCCGGAUACAACUACUACGGCAACGAGCCGCUAUACAGCGGGAUCACGGGCAAGGAGUUCGCAGCGGACAUCUUCAUCGGCGUCGUGCACUACCAGCGUCUGCGUCACAUGGUCAACGACAAGUUCCAGGUGCGCACGACGGGUCCCGUCAACUCGCUGACCGGCCAGCCCGUCAAGGGCCGUGCCAAGGGCGGUGGUAUCCGUGUCGGAGAGAUGGAGCGCGACUCGCUCAUCGCCCACGGCGCCGCCUUCAUCCUCCAGGACCGUCUGAUGAACUGCUCCGACACCCAGCGCGCCUGGAUCUGCCGCGACUGCGGCUCCUUCCUCUCCACCCAAGUCGCUGUCUCCUCCGUCGGCUCGAGCAAGGCCCGCAAUGCGGCCGCUGUGGCUGCUAAGGCGUCUGCGCCGGCCCAGACGCAGGCGGGCGGCUCGUCGGGUAUUGUGCGCUGUCGUCGCUGUGCCCGUGAGGCUGUCUUCGACGACUCCCGGGCUGUCAUCUGGGAGGACGGCGAUGGCCGCCGGUAUGUGGGCGGUGAUAAUGUCACUGUUGUCGCUGUCCCCGGUGUGCUGCGGUAUCUGGAUGUGGAGCUGGCGGCGAUGGGUAUCAGGAUGAAAUUCCGGGUGGGUAAUGCGUAG